Molecule: messenger RNA, 2992 nt
Organism: Oncorhynchus tshawytscha (Chinook salmon)
Lineage: Eukaryota; Metazoa; Chordata; Actinopteri; Salmoniformes; Salmonidae
Product: acetylcholine receptor subunit alpha
Exons: 9
Coding region: 513-1895 (460 amino acids)
Biological process (GO): signal transduction; regulation of membrane potential; chemical synaptic transmission
Cellular component (GO): neuron projection; synapse; postsynaptic membrane
Molecular function (GO): transmembrane signaling receptor activity; acetylcholine-gated monoatomic cation-selective channel activity
Source: RefSeq, a predicted model, not a curated record
AUCAAGUUAGUUGACAACUCAACCAAAUGUCAAUCAAAACUAGACGUUGAACUGGUGUCUGUGCCCAGUGGGAGAGGUGUGGUUCUGGUGAGUUCCCGACAGAGUAGACCAUGACAUCCUGACUAUACAGGAGAAGCAGCACGUGUGAAAGUCCCUCUCAUACUCCCAGUGAGCGCUCCCAGCUGUCCCCCAGUACCACAUGCUGUCUGGCUGCUACUGGGGGUUCAACAAUAGCUCAGUCCUAUUGCCCCAGAGACCACUGCCGAGCAGAGUAGAGAGCACAGAUAAGCAGAGAGAGACCAUGUUGGGAUAGGAUCUAGUCUGUUACAAGAUUACUCUGAGGCCCAGAGUAGAGCAGAACAGAGUAGAACAGACUAGAGAAGAGAAGAGUAGAACAGGGAAGAGAACAGAGCAGGUUAGAGGACUCCAACUGCCGUUUGGUUGACAACCCCACCCAGGUUAUAAAGAUAUAAACAGUCAUAGAAAAUAUAAACUGUCAUAUUAUUUAACCGAUGUUUUAUUUGAAGGUACACCCUCUUCUUGUUGGGAUUCUGGUUGUUUUAGCAGGUUCCGCCAGGUGUUCAGAAGAUGAGACACGUCUGGUUAAAACCCUGUUCACCGGCUAUAACAAGGUGGUCCGCCCUGUCAAUCACUUCAGAGAUCCGGUGGUGGUGACCGUAGGCUUGCAGCUCAUCCAGCUCAUUAGUGUGGAUGAAGUCAAUCAAAUUGUGACCAGUAAUGUGCGUCUGAAACAGAUAUGGGAGGACGUGAAUCUGAAGUGGAACCCUGAUGAUUAUAGUGGAAUUAAGAAGAUCAGAAUCCCUUCUACAGACAUCUGGCGUCCUGACCUCGUGCUCUAUAACAAUGCAGAUGGAGACUUUGCAAUCGUCCAUGAGACCAAGGUGCUGCUGGAGCACACAGGUCUGAUCACCUGGAACCCUCCGGCCAUCUUUAAGAGCUACUGUGAGAUCAUUGUGCUUCACUUCCCCUUCGACCUGCAGAACUGCAGUAUGAAGCUGGGGACAUGGACCUAUGACGGCAACCUGGUAGUGGUCAACCCGGACAACGACCGGCCUGACCUGAGUAACUUCAUGGAGAGUGGUGAGUGGGUGAUGCAGGACUAUAGGAGCUGGAAGCACUGGGUGUACUAUGCCUGCUGCCCUGACACACCCUACCUGGAUAUCACCUACCACUUCCUGAUGCUGAGGCUGCCUCUCUACUUCAUCGUCAACGUCAUCAUCCCCUGCAUGCUGUUCUCCUUCCUGACUGGACUGGUCUUCUACCUUCCCACUGACUCUGGUGAGAAGAUGACCCUGUCUAUCUCUGUCCUGCUGUCUCUGACUGUGUUUCUGCUGGUCAUCGUGGAGCUCAUCCCCUCCACCUCCAGUGCAGUGCCUCUCAUUGGGAAGUACAUGCUCUUCACCAUGGUCUUCGUCAUAGCCUCCAUCGUCAUCACCGUCAUCGUCAUCAACACACACCACCGCUCUCCCAGUACACACACAAUGCCCCAGUGGGUCCGCAAGAUUUUCAUCGACACCAUCCCCAAUUUCAUGUUCUUCUCGACCAUGAAGCGUCCAUCCAGGGACAGGCAGGAGAAGAGGAUCCACCCGGCUGACUUUGACAUCUCCGACAUCUCGGGCAAGCCUGCCCCUGCCUCUGUCACCUUCCAGUCCCCCAUCACCAAGAACCCGGACGUCCGCAGCGCCAUCGAGGGGGUCAAGUACAUCGCAGAGACCAUGAAGUCUGAUGAAGAGUCCAACAAUGCUGCUGAGGAGUGGAAGUUUGUAGCCAUGGUCCUGGAUCACAUCUUGCUGUGUGUGUUCAUGGCUGUGUGUAUCAUCGGCACCAUGGGAGUGUUCGCUGGACGCCUCAUUGAGCUGAGCAUGCAGGGCUAAAGGAGAGGCCUAGCCGGAGUCAUCGAGCUCUGGCCACACCCUGGUUCUCCUGCUCGCUCCGACACCUGUCUGCUGUGCCUCUACCCCGACUCAUCUGGAAAUGACAAUCAAUCGAUUAAUUGGAUCGUUGAUUGAAUGUAACUGGUCCAGUGAGGUGUUGUUAUUGUUAGCUUCUUUUGUGCAUGGAGAUUACAGUUGAAAAUAUGGACAUUCACGGCACUCGGUGUUGAGAAGGUGUCCCGCUGUCAGCUGUCUGUGACUUGAUGGAUGGUGUUUAAGGAACGAUGGUUAACCUACCUAACGAGGGGAUUCCUUUAUUUCUAACCAUCCUUCCUCACGUGGAACGAAGGAUGCAGAGUAUGUUGGUUUAACAAACUCUGCAUAAUGGCUCUGAUUGGGAGCACUCUGGCACUCUUAUGGCACUCUGGAUGAGGGAGGUCACAUUAUGGUACUGUGGAUGAGGGAGGUCACAUUAUGGUACUGUGGAUGAGGGAGGUCACAUUAUGGUACUGUGGAUGAGGGAGGUCACAUUAUGGUACUGUGGAUGAGGGAGGUCACAUUAUGGUACUGUGGAUGAGGGAGGUCACAUUAUGGAACUCUGGAUGAGGGAGGUCACAUUAUGGUACUGUGGAUGGGGAGAUCACAUUAUGGUACUGUGGAUGAGGGAGGUCACAUUAUGGAACUCUGGAUGAGGGAGGUCACAUUAUGGUACUGUGGAUGGCGGAGAUCACAUUAUGGUACUGUGGAUGAGGGAGGUCACAUUAUGGUACUGUGGAUGAGGGAGGUCACAUUAUGGUACUGUGGAUGGCGGAGAUCACAAGCAGCUGGUAGUGCAUCUCGCCAUUGUUGCAUGAUCAUGAUUGACUAUCAGAAGAUCAGUUUGAAUGAGUUUCUCAACGUUGAUUUAGAAGUGUUCCAGUCUUGUGGAUGUGCUGUUGCUUAUUCAAUACAGAUGAGAGUGCAGGGGCUGCUGGGAAACUACAUGAUGUUUUAUCUUGUCUGAUGUUAGGGUUUUCUCUCCUCCUUCUGCCAAAUGUCAUCAUGGUUCUAUUUUUAGAUUUGGUUAGAUGUAAAAAAUAAAAUCUACUUCCAGAUAA